UUUUGAAUAAGACCAAAACUAUACUAAUAAACACUAGCUUUACUUUCUCUCUCUUCAAAUCCAUUAAUAUUUCUUCAAAGUUGUUUGUUUUUAUUUGCCUCCAAGCAAAACAUCAUAAACAAGAAUCAUGGUGGAUGAAGAAGAAAUGAAGUGGCCAGCAUGGUUGCAACCACUUGUCCAAACAAGGUUCUUUGUUGAAUGUAAAGUUCAUGCAAAUUUGAAUAAAAGUGAAUGCAAUAUGUAUUGUUUGGAUUGUAUGAAGGGAGGUCUUUGUUCAACUUGUCUAGCUUCUCAUAAACAACACAAAGUUAUUCAGAUAAGAAGGUCUUCAUACCAUGAUGUGAUAAGAGUAUCUGAAAUCCCAAAAACAGUGGACAUAAGUGGAGUUCAAACAUACAUUAUAAAUAGUGCAAAGAUUGUGUUCUUGAAUGAAAGACCUCAACCUAGGCAUGGGAAAGGAGUCACCAAUACAUGCCAUGUUUGUGAAAGAACCAUUCUUCAUUCAUUCACAUUCUGUUCCAUUGGUUGUAAGAUAGUUGGAACCUCCAAGAAAUUUCAAAAGCAAAAAAAGUUAAGUGAAGAAGAUGGUUCAGAGGGUGAGGAAUCAAGUGAUAGAAAGAGUAACAAAAUUCAGAGUUUUACACCUUCAACUCCACCACCUUAUAGAAUAGCUAAGAGGAGGAAGGGGAUUCCACAUAGAGCUCCAAUGGGUGGAAGCUUCUUGUAGAAUAUUGUUGAAUUUGAUAAAAUCACACCAAUUUACUUUAUUAUAAUUUUUAAUAAAGUUAUGGUACUACUGGAAUUUUAUCAA
Lathyrus oleraceus (garden pea) is the source of this 811-nucleotide messenger RNA. Its product is annotated as protein RGF1 INDUCIBLE TRANSCRIPTION FACTOR 1. The transcript has 4 exons. The coding region runs from base 128 to 727 and encodes 199 amino acids. The record is from RefSeq and is a predicted model, not a curated record. Lineage: Eukaryota; Viridiplantae; Streptophyta; Magnoliopsida; Fabales; Fabaceae.